Molecule: messenger RNA, 1356 nt
Organism: Manis pentadactyla (Chinese pangolin)
Lineage: Eukaryota; Metazoa; Chordata; Mammalia; Pholidota; Manidae
Gene: SYNE4
Product: spectrin repeat containing nuclear envelope family member 4
Exons: 9
Coding region: 122-1318 (398 amino acids)
Biological process (GO): establishment of epithelial cell apical/basal polarity
Cellular component (GO): nuclear outer membrane; meiotic nuclear membrane microtubule tethering complex; nuclear envelope
Source: RefSeq, a predicted model, not a curated record
CAGCCUGCCUCCGGGCCUGCUGCCGGCCUGGGUGAAUUCCACCAAGGAGGUCUAGGGGGAUACCACUGGCCAGAAAAAGGGCUUCUUGUUGGGGAUCCUGACUGUUCCCAGGCCCCCAGUUAUGGCCCUUCCCCAACCUCUGGGCUCCAGACUCAACUCAGAGCCCCUCAACCACCCCCCUGGAGCCCCUAGGGAACUGGACACUGUUGGCUGCCCAAACUGUCCUGUGUCUGGAGAGGAGAGAAUCAGAUUGCCAACACCCUCUUCCCAUGAGGACCCAGCUGGGGGCAAACACUAUGAGGUCCUCAGGCUUGGCUCUACUGGGAAGGACUCCAGGUGGGGACAGUCUUGGUACAGACCUAGAGAUGGACUCUGCUGCAGAGAAGCAUCCAGAAGGCAGGAGCCUGCAGAAGAGCACCCCAUCUCUGGCCGAGAGGUACUGGAGGCUGAGCAAGACAGCCUAUACCUUUGCCUUAUGGGGCUUGGCCUCUGGCUGCAGGACCUAGAGCAAGGCCUGGCGUGCUGGGCAUCAGCCCAGAGUAGGAUGAUCCAGCUGCAGGCACUACAGGCAGACCUACAUGGGGCAGCUGAGUGUGUAGAUGCAGUGCUGGCAUUCGGUGAGGGGCUGGCACAGUGGAGUGAGCCUCAGGCCCGAGCAUCCCUGGAGCAGGUCCUGAGGGCCCUCGGAGCUCACCGAGACAGCAUCUUCCGGCAGCUGUGGCGGCUGCAGGCCCAGCUGGUCAGCUACAGCCUGGUGUUCGAGGAGGCCACCACCUUGGACCAGGACUUGGAGGUUGAAGGAGACUCAGAUGGGCCAGGACCUGGUGGGGCCUGGGGGCCCUGGACACCCAGUAGCCUCCCCACUCCUGCAGAGUUGGAGUGGGACCCAGCUGGGGACGUUGGGGGCUUUGGGCCCUUGGGGCGAAAAACAGCCUGGACACCAGGGGCUCCCUGUGAGCUGUGUGGCCACAGGGACCCUCAGGGCAGGGGACAAGGCCUGGAGGACAUGCUCAUGUCAGGCCUCAGCUACCGGAAGCACUUAGUGGGUCACCAAAGACACUCCUUGCUCCAGAAGUCUAAGGACAAGAGGCAGACAUCUCCCAGUCUCCAAGAUGUGUCGCUGGAGGUAGACCCUGGAACCCCUGCUCCUGUAUCCAGGUGGCCCCUCAGCUUCCUCCUCCUCCUCCUCCUCUUCCUUAUCCUGGUGGGUGCCUCAGUGCUCCUGCCCCCAUCAGGGGGCUCCUGCUGCUGUCCCACCAGACAGACCAGGACACCUUACCUGGUACUCAACUAUGUCAAUGGCCCCCCUCCAAUCUGACUACACAGCCCCGACAUAUGUAAUAAAUGGUCACUGCC